ACAGAUCCCAUGACGGUGAUAGUUAAUGGGCGGCAGGGCGGGCCGCUCGGCACCGACUGUGUGCUAAACGGUGGGGUGGAGUGUCCACCCCCUCGGAGAGCGAUGGCAAGGGCAAGCGGGUGUGGGCGGGCCUGCCCCUUUUGCCCCGUUUCCCGGCAGCCUCGGGGGGCGGCCUAAGGACCGGCCUUCGACCUUGAGGUUGGCACCAUGGGCGCCCCCGGGCCCGGCGCCCCUCCCGACCUCUAUCGCGACACCUGGCUGCGAUAUUUAGGUUAUGCCAACGAGGUGGGUGAGGCUUUCCGUGCUCACGUGCCUUCCUCGGUGGUGUGGGCGAGUUACGCAGUGUCCAGCGGCUACGUGGUGGCCGAUGCCAUUGACAAAGGCAAGAAGGCAACAUCUUCUCCAGCGACCCCCUCCAGGAAGACCACGCAGACGGCAGUGGCCGUGUUCGACACCUUUGUGUGGCAGGCACUCGCCUCCGUGGCCAUCCCGGGCUUCACCAUCAACCGCGUCUGUGCCGCCUGCCACUACCUCCUGGGUGCCGCCACCCGCUUGCCCCUGACUACCCGCAAGUGGACGACCACAACCUUGGGCUUGCUGGUCAUUCCUGUAAUCAUCCAUCCUAUCGACAAGUCAGUGGAUUUUCUGCUGGACAACAGCCUCCGUAAACUCUACCCUACUCAGGAGAAGCCCAGCUCCGCCUGAUGCAGUGGCCACCCGCGCUGGGGCGGACCCCCGCUCAGCACAACUCCCCCGCAUGCAUGUUGCCCUUCAUCGGCUUCAGAAACACGAGUGUUUGGUAGCAGGGAGGGAGAGAUCCCCUGGUCCAGGAACCCCGCUGCGGAAAGGCCGUGAGGAGCGGGGCCUGCUCGGCCGGGAUCAGCCCCGGGACGGCUGAGGGGACUGGGAGGGGGAGAGGACAAGGAGGAGGUGGAGGAAAGGGAGAGCUCAGGGAGAAUUCUUGGUCCUUUUAGGACUCUUGGGGAAGUGCAAUCAGAGCCAGGCAGGGUUGCUUCUGCACCACAUGGGGGGCAGAUUUCUAAGCUGGGCCAUCCUCCCAGAUGCCACGUGGAGAACAGCAGCAGGAACCGCAGUCUGCAUUUCACCCAUCGGGCUGAAGAUACGCGAGGCCUCGCCUCUUACCGUGUCCCAAUAAAGCUAUUUUCUGAGCAUCUGA
Molecule: messenger RNA, 1177 nt
Organism: Ornithorhynchus anatinus (platypus)
Lineage: Eukaryota; Metazoa; Chordata; Mammalia; Monotremata; Ornithorhynchidae
Gene: MTFP1
Product: mitochondrial fission process 1
Exons: 4
Coding region: 208-705 (165 amino acids)
Biological process (GO): mitochondrial fission
Cellular component (GO): mitochondrion
Source: RefSeq, a predicted model, not a curated record